Molecule: messenger RNA, 650 nt
Organism: Hemibagrus wyckioides
Lineage: Eukaryota; Metazoa; Chordata; Actinopteri; Siluriformes; Bagridae
Gene: mrpl58
Product: mitochondrial ribosomal protein L58
Exons: 6
Coding region: 38-625 (195 amino acids)
Biological process (GO): mitochondrial translational termination
Cellular component (GO): mitochondrial large ribosomal subunit
Molecular function (GO): translation release factor activity
Source: RefSeq, a predicted model, not a curated record
CUACCCGGAAGUAGUACUUACCUUCCUUCAACUCAAUAUGGCAGCUCCCGUAACAGCAUGUUUCUCGCGAUCUGUACAGUUCGCAAACAGGGUUGAACUGUCACGACAAAUAUUAUCUAGAUUAAAUUGUGAUCUAUUUAUACUUCGCCAUUUAGGCAGUGGCCAACAGCUGCUGGCCAAGCACUGGGAUAAUUCACAGGGUGGUUCGCCUGCUGACAUCCCAGUUGAUAAACUUAAAAUAACUUACAGUCGGAGCAGCGGACCAGGGGGUCAACACGUAAACAAAGUCAAUACCAAAGCAGAGGUUCGGUUUCAUGUUCAGACAGCAGAGUGGAUUCCAGAGGAAGUGAGAAAGGAGAUCCUCGUAAAGAAUAAAACUCGGAUCAAUAAAGCUGGUGAGUUAAUAGUAACUUCAGAGGUUAGCAGAAGCCAACAGAGGAACCUGGAUGACUGUGUACAGAAAAUCUCUGAGAUCAUUAGUGAAUCCAGUCAGCAACCACCAGAGCCAUCAGCGGAAGAUAUUGCCCUGAGGGCUAAAAGGUUAGAGAAAAGAAAUUUAGAAAGGUUGAAACAGAAAAAGAUCCAAUCUUCAACAAAGCAAGCACGACAGAUUAACUUUGACUAAAAUGAUUAUAUAAUUAUUUAUAUUU